Porites evermanni is the source of this 714-nucleotide messenger RNA. The record is from the annotation of a GenBank genome assembly. NCBI's taxonomy places the organism in Eukaryota, Metazoa, Cnidaria, Anthozoa, Scleractinia, Poritidae.
AACGAGUGUGUGACAGGAAAACACCAGUGCGAUUUCGCCAGUUCAUUGUGCUAUAACACUCUAGGAUCUUUUGGGUGUGUCUGUCGGAAGAGGUAUCAGUCCAAAAGUGGACAACAUAUUGUACAGGUAACAUGUCAAGAUCUUUAAAUUGAAACACUCAUAUUAGAUAUUUUGUAGCGACGUCUCUUUGGCGUUAAUUUCCGCCCUUCGAAAGUUGUUUUCAACUAAAAUCGCGUUAUUUAAGUCGAGUUAAUUUCCGAUACCUUCAUUGUUAUUUUCAUGGAGCGUUAAUUUCCUAUAAAAAGGCAGGAAUAUAAUUGUUAUUCUAAUAGGCCAUUUUAUUUUUCAAGUUGACUCAAGCCUCUGUCUUAAAACGAGGCUAAGUGCGAAGCCUUUGACACAAAAAUGAAUUUUACAGGAGAAAAGUUUAGAAAUUGACCUCGUUUUGAAAGUGAAGAUUUUUGGAACUCGGAGAUAGCCUAUGAUAUUGAUCUCACUAAAAUAGCUAUUGCAGUAGGUCACAGUUACUUGGAAUUAUAGAAAAACUAAAUCAGUUUUAAUUAUUCAGUAUCUGACUUCGUAAUUGCAGAUAUAAAUGAGUGUGAAACAGGAAAGCACAACUGUGACGCAAACGCUAUCUGCAGUAACACAAUAGGAUCCUUUGUGUGCACUUGCAAGCCAGGGUAUUCUGGGAAUGGAGUUAAAUGCACAGGU